Molecule: messenger RNA, 2219 nt
Organism: Hibiscus syriacus
Lineage: Eukaryota; Viridiplantae; Streptophyta; Magnoliopsida; Malvales; Malvaceae
Exons: 4
Coding region: 30-2153 (707 amino acids)
Source: RefSeq, a predicted model, not a curated record
CGACCAGCCCCUCACCCCUCUCUCUUGCUAUGGCUUCGCUUAACCCAGGGAUUCUCCUAAAGCUCCUCCAGUCCAUGAACUCUGCAACGCGCGUCACCGGCGACCAUCGAUCUGCCCUCCUCCAAGUAAUUGGUAUUGUCCCAGCUCUUGCCGGCUCCGACCUCUGGCCCAACCAUGGUUUCUACGUUCAACUCUCCGAUUCCCUCAACUCCACUUACGUCUCCCUCUCCGAGCGCGACACUGAAUUAAUCCUCUCCAACCGCCUCCAGCUGGGCCAGUUCGUCUACGUAGAUCGCUUCCACUUUGACUCUCCCGUGCCACGUGUCUCCGGCAUACGCCCCAUUGCAGGUCGUCAUCCUUUCGUUGGCUCCCCUGACCCUCUAAUCGCCCGAAUUUCGUCUUCCAAAAGGGAUUUCGUUAUACAACCCGUUUCCGAAUCCGAAUACUCCAUGGAUCCCAUUGCUGUUUACUUGUCUAAUAAGAAAUUUGAUCAACAACAAACUUCAACUGAAAACAAGGAUUCAAUAACUGAAAAUUCAAAAGGAAGGCAACCUCUUGCUCCUAAAGGUAAUGUUAGAGUUAAUGAGAAUUUGGAGUGCGAAUUCAAGGUUUCAGAAAAGCUUCCACAGAGGUUUUCGUCACCGGCCACCGCCAAACGUUCUGGUUCAGCUGUUAAGAAGACCAAUGUGGCGGUUGUGCAAAGAGAUCCAUCUCCGGCGGGGAAAGGUAAGAGAUCUGCGUCUCCUGUACCAUCAAAAUGCGUGGUGCCAAGCUUGGUAGCAGCCAAGGAAGAGAAUAGGAAAGUGGCGAGAGAGUCGGCCAUCAUAGUACCGUCGAGGUAUAGGCAACCUUCGCCUAACGGAAGGAAGCAGGCAUCACCAAGUGCUCGAAGAGCCUCACUUUCUCCAGGGAGGAGGUUAUCAGGGUCAUUUAAGGUUUCGCCGGCUGUUGGGGAUUCGAAGAAGAAGAUGGCAACUAUUGUUGCUGGGAUUUCAAAGGUGUCCGAAGCUUUGGUGGGGUCGACAAAGAGUAGUAGGAAGGGCUGGGAUGAGCAGCUGGAGAAAGGUUCAGGAGAGCACAAGGAGAAAGCUUCUGUCAAGUCUAAACCGGAUCUGCAAGCAAUUUUGCGGACUCAGGCGGCCAUUUCAAGACGUUUAAGUGAUGUACAUAGUCAGAAAUCCAAUGACGAACAUUCUUCCAGCACCGAGAAAACAAAUGCCAGCCCACCCGAAGAUGGUUCGGCCCCAGAGAAACCAACAUGUGCUAGUGGGGCAGCGGGAAUCACCCUCCAUGAAAAGAAAUGGACUGAUGGCAGUGUUCCAUGGGAUACCAUUUCUGCUAACCUUGCAAAGCUUGGAAAGGAGGCUAUGCAAAGGAGAGUUCUUGCCUCCAAAGCUGCAGCAGAGGCAUUGGAAGAGGCCAUUGCUACCGAGUCUGUUAUCAGGAAUUUAAGCAUGUUUUCUGAACUCUCCUCUAAAUCGAAGGCUGGAAAUCCUUUGCCCACCAUUGACAAAUUUUUAUUGAUCUACGAAGAUGUUGUGGAGUAUACUGGAAUUGCUGAGACUGUUGCAGCAAGCCACAACUCUGACACUGAAAAUUCCUUUGUGGAACACUCGAAAUCUUCUCUAUGGGUUGAAGCUGCACUGGCUACUGAUCUUGAGAUAGUCUCCCUUCUAAGCCCCCAAAACAAUGAAUCUCCAUCACCUCUGCAGAGGAGUUUGUCCAAAGUGCAACCUCAUCAUGCUUCACCCAUAAACCAACUCAAAGCUGAUUCAUUGCCAAAGCAGGAACCUACUGCUACAAUGUGGGCCAGGGGUCAGGGAAUGAAAGAGACGGUGUGUUUUGCACUGAACUUGAAGUCCGAGAUGGAAGUAUGGUUUCUUCGGUUCAUUGAGGAGUCCUUGGAUGCCGGUUUCCGGAUUCUCGGAGAGAGUGCAUCUGGUGGUAGUAAAGCAUUACCGUUGGACUGUGGCUCCAUUGCAGGCGUCUUAUCACAGUUGAAACGGGUCAAUGAUUGGUUAGAUAGGGCAGUAUCGAACGGGGAUGAGGCCUUGAUAGAAAAGGUUGGGAAGUUGAAGAGGAAAAUCUAUGGCUUUGUCAUUCAGCAUGUUGGAACCACUUUUGACAGUUCCUCCAAACUUUCUUCGUCUUGAUUAUUGGUCAGCCAUGUUUUUAAAACUAUAGCGUUUUUUUUUAAGUUACUCUGUUUCUGUAUGAAG